AUGUCUGUGGACGAGAAGCUAGCCAAACUUUGUCCAACUGAAAGCAACGAGUAUGGCUAUAAGCUUUAUGCAUAUUCGAAACUGUGCAAUGUGUUGAUGGCAAUGAAGCUUCACCGUGAUGAGCAUAAGAAUGGCAUAUCAGUUUAUGUACUUCAUCCAGGGACAAUGAUUGGCACAGAAAUCUCACGAGGUUGGAAUGAUUGGAAAAUUUCUGGAACGCCGUCUCGAGACCGUUUACUAAAACACUGUCACAAGGAGCUGCUACUACCGUCUACUGCGCCGCUUCUCCAGAAAUACUCGAUGUCAGCGGCAAGUACUGGGAAUCAUGUUGGGACGAUGAGAAGAACCUGGCCGUCCAAUUGGCGCGGGAUGAACAUCUUCAAAACGCACUCUGGGAAAAGACCGACAAAAUAUUGGACAAAUUCGAAAAGCAGUCGACAGCCAAUAAGGUUUGAGCCGUAUGCAUGA
Molecule: messenger RNA, 468 nt
Organism: Ostertagia ostertagi
Lineage: Eukaryota; Metazoa; Nematoda; Chromadorea; Rhabditida; Trichostrongylidae
Source: the annotation of a GenBank genome assembly